AUGAAUUCUGUGUGGAAGCCGUACACGGAAGUGGAAGAACAGGCCAUUGACCUAUCGCGGCCUGCAGUGAAGGUGGACAGAGGGUCUCCAUUACCGGCACAGAGUCCACCUGCGGUACUUGGACAGAUGAUGUACCCCAUCAUCGGAUAUCCAGAAGCAGCAGUCCAUCCAAGGGCUGACUGCUUCAGUUACAAGCCUAUCUAUGACCCAGCAUAUUACGCAUCGUCAACGGUUUCCCAGGUGACAGGUCGCUCUAACGACAUGUCCUCAACUGGAGAUGACGAUACGGAAUCUUUAUCAGACGAUAAAGAGUACCAAAUUUUUGAGCAGGAUGCCCUGAGAGCGAUGGCCGCCAAAAAUGGCGGCUCACUGAUGUGUACCAACCCUCGAAUGAGAAGGGCUGUACAGAGCAGCCACUCGGCUGAUGAUAUUUAUAUGAAACAAAGAGAAAAAAAUAAUAUGGCUGCGAAGGCGAGCCGCGACCGACGGAAGAUGCGAGAGCUGAAGCUCACGCUGCAGACCUCCUUCUUGAAGAAGAAAGUGGCGGAGCUAAAGGCAUGUUUGGCAACCGGACUGUGCCGCCACUGCCAGCAGCGGUGCGCCUGCUAA
This is a messenger RNA of Spodoptera litura, 609 nucleotides long. RefSeq lists its product as uncharacterized. Gene Ontology annotation, biological process: regulation of DNA-templated transcription. NCBI's taxonomy places the organism in Eukaryota, Metazoa, Arthropoda, Insecta, Lepidoptera, Noctuidae. The record is from RefSeq and is a predicted model, not a curated record. Gene Ontology annotation, molecular function: DNA-binding transcription factor activity.